UUUACGUAGUUCACUAACACGAAGUAUUUAUAGUACUUCUCCAUGUGGGUCUAAACCUAAUCCAAUAUGACAAAGGAAACGGUUACAGACCAGGCCCAGAACCCGAACCCAAAUAACAUUGAGCCCAUACACCGUGGGGUGCGGGGGCAACGCGUUGCCCCUGGACCCCACUCGCUGACCGGUCAGCGAGACCCCCGAUUACCAGUCGUAGCGGCUGAUAGUCCGAUUCAAGUCACAUCAACAAAGGGUUUAGGGUUUAGGGUUCACUUAGGGUUUAGGGUUUGAAACACAUGGUUCGUGUAGCACUUUGCCCACAUUGUCUGAUGGUUAGUGAUGAUUCAUGGAUGCGUGUACGCAUUAUAUGUCGAGGAUAGGCUUUCCCGAUGAUUUUCCGACGAUUUUUCCGGUGAGCGUUGAAUUUUUCUGAUUCAAUACGUUCUCUGAAAGUUGGAUAUGUUGUAGAUUGUGAAACUCCUUAACCAAAGAUGUAUAUAUAUACAUUUUUUUUCAUCGAUGAUUUUCCGGCGACUUUUCCGGCGAGCGUUGAAUUUUUCUGAUUAAAUACGUUCUCUGAAAGUUGGAUAUGUUGUAGAUUGUGAAACUCCUUAACCAAAAAUGCAUAUAUAUACUUUUUUUUUUUUUUUUUGUUGGCGGCAAAUAGCAAUUUGGUUGGUGGCAAAUAGCAAGCCUCUUCGUUAAACCCCGCCCCCGGAAAUUUUAAACCCUAAUCAGAGAGGAGCACUCUUGCCGCCGUGGGAAGACCUAGCGAAGCAGUGGGGAUGGAAGCGCUGCACCGGCUAAAAUCGACGGAACCUCCGCAAUGGUUGACGCCAUCGGCGCCACUUUCCGAGGCAGCACGAACGGCAUCUCAGCACCUGUUCGCGUCUCUCAGACCUCACGUUCGGAAAUCGCCGUUCGAUGAAUUGUUAGUCGAUAAUUUUGACGCCGAGCAGAUUUGGCAGCAGAUAGACCUGCUGACGCAGCCACUGGCUCGUAGCAUCAGGCGUCGGGUUAAGCAUUGGGAGAAGAAUCCCGAGGAAAUCGAAAAUUUACUGCCACAGGUUGCCGAGGAAGGGAAGGAGGUUUCCGAAAGAAAGAAAAUAGAAGAGCUUGAUGAUGAUGGUGAUAUGGAUUUGGAUAUGGAAGAUGACGAGGAUGAUGAUGAUGAGGAGAUGGAUGUUGAUAAUGAUGGACAGCAGGAUGGUGUGAAAGACAAAGGGGAUGAAAGUGAAGAGGAGGAGGAGGAGGAGAAAGGUGGAGGGAUAGAAGACAGGUUUUUGAAGAUAGAGGAAUUGCAGGAGCAUUUGGAGGAUGAAGAAGCUCGGCAUUAUGGAUUGGAUCCAAAGAAAAAGAGUAAGAAGAAAAGUGGAAGCAAGAAAUUGAAAGAUGAAGAUGAGGACAGUGAAGAGAAUGAGGAGGAGGAGGAUGACGAUGAGGAGCUUGAUCUCUUUGCAGGGGGAGACGAUGAAGCGGAAGAUGAAGAGGACGAAAUGGGAAAUGCCAGAUAUGAAGACUUCUUUGGUAAAAAGAAAGAAAGCUCAGAAAAGAAGCCCAAAUAUAAAGAUGAGCUGGGCGAAGAUUCAAGCUCAGACGAGGAGGAAGGUGAGGAAGAGUUGAGCUCAGAUGACGAAGAAAAAGAUGAGAAUGCAAAUGAGAAAACGAAAGUACUUUCUACCCAUGAAAAGGAAGUUCAGAAGAUCAAAUCUGAGAUAGAGAAAAUGGAGAAAGCAAAUCUGGAUCCAAAAACCUGGACCAUGCAGGGAGAGGUAACAGCUGCAAACAGGCCCAAGAACAGUGCACUAGAAGUUGAUUUAGAUUUUGAGCAUAAUGUUAGGCCCGUCCCAGUAAUCACUGAGGAAGUCACUCAAUCACUAGAGGAGAUUAUUAAGAAAAGGAUCAUUGAGGGACAGUUCGAUGACAUUAAAAAGGCUCCUGGUUUGCCCUCCAAAGCACCAAGAGAAUUGAAAACAGUGGAUGAAAAUAAGAGCAAUAAGGGUCUUGCUGAAGUUUAUGAGGAGGAAUAUGUACAGCAGACAGAUCCAGCUGCUGCUCCAUUAUCUUUCUCAGAUGAACAGAAGAAGGAGGCAAGCACCUUGUUCAAAAAGCUCUGCCUGAAGUUAGAUGCACUUUCACACUUCCACUUCGCCCCAAAACCUGUUAUAGAGGACAUGUCUAUCCAAUCAAAUGUCCCUGCUCUUGCCAUGGAAGAGAUUGCUCCAGACGCGGUUUCAGAUGCUGCUAUGCUGGCUCCUGAGGAAGUCUUUUCAGGCAAAGGGAAUGUCAAAGCAGAAGUUGAACUUACACAAACAGAAAGAAAGAGAAGGAGAGCGAAAAAGAAGCGAAAAUUUAAGGCUGUAGAAACCAAAAGGAUGGCAAGUAAGAAGGCGCGAGAAGAUGAGCUACGAAAGCAGAAAGAAGCUGAGGGUAACCUUGAAGAACAAUGACUUGUUUACUGAAUGAACAGAGCUCCAGCUACGACUUCAAUUUUGGGGUAAUUUUGAGAAACCCCUAUCCCCAGCACAACAUUGCAAGAUGAAUUGGUCAUGUGGGAAUAGCGACUGCGACCAACACAAAUUUGGAAGGAGGAACUGCUCAACAUAAUGAAUGAAGGGCCCUGUUGGUAUGAAGCUGCAAAAGUGGAUCCAUGGGAUAGAAAGAGGAAAUUUUGACAUGUAAUUAAUUGAGUGGAUGAAACGUUUGGCCUGUUUAUACAGCAUUAACAUUGUCAUUACGGCCAACUAUACUCUAUCAGUCUAUCUUUCCUAAUGAUAAAGUUGUUUUACUCCA
Molecule: messenger RNA, 2787 nt
Organism: Linum trigynum
Lineage: Eukaryota; Viridiplantae; Streptophyta; Magnoliopsida; Malpighiales; Linaceae
Source: the annotation of a GenBank genome assembly